CGAAUCGUUAGUUCGUCGGAACGAGACGAGCUCAUUUGAAGGAGUUGAUAGUCCAAACUUCAGCGGAGAAGCAUGUGCGACUCCUCGCGGAUUUUAAUUGUGCUCGCUGCCCUCGUGGUGGCAAUGGCAGCAGCAGAGAGAGAAAAUAUUACGUACACUUCGGUGGUUCGAACGGCGAGUGGACCUGUGAGGGGUGAAAUUGUCGAGACCGUCAGAAGAUCCGUCAAGUACUCGUCUUUCCGGGGAAUCCCCUACGCCGAGCCACCCUUGAAGCGACUAAGAUUCAGGCCACCAGUUCCCAAAGCGAAAUGGAGCCAAGUUCUCAAUGCCACGGCCGAGGGCAAUGUUUGUCCGCAAUUGGACCAGAUAAGCAUACAGUUUAUGGGAGACGAAGAUUGUCUGUACUUGAAUGUCUACACUCCUCUCACUGGCUUUGAGAAUUUGAAUAAAAGCGAUGCAAAAGCAGUGAUGGUCUGGAUACACGGCGGGGCCUUCACCUCGGGUUUCAAGAAUCGCGACCUCUACGGGCCUGACUUUUUAAUCGAGAACGACGUCGUCGUGGUCGCGAUCAACUAUCGCAUCGGAAUCUUAGGUUUCUUAAACUUGAAUCACCCGAACGCCACCGGCAAUCAAGGCCUCAAGGAUCAGAAUCUAGCUCUCAGGUGGACAAAGAAAAACAUCGAUUUGUUCGGCGGCGACCCCGGCAGGAUCACCAUAUUUGGCCAGAGCGCCGGUGCAGCCUCGAUCGAUUAUCAUAUGCUAUCGGACAUGUCGCGCGGUUUAUUUAGAAAUUCGAUCGCGAUGAGCGGCUCGGUGCUCGACUACUAUUGGGGAUUCAGCAGCGGUAGGGAGGCCGAAUUUAACGCCUACACGCUCGCCGCUGGCUUGGGCAUUAUAAUAAGAAGCAAAGAUCGGAUUCUGGAAAAGCUCUACGAGGCGUCGGUGAAAGACAUUUUGGUGCAGGAGCUCGGAAAUUCGCCGUUAGCUUUCAGACCUUCCAUCGAGAGGGCCGUUCCUUUUGGAAAUGAGCGAAGAUUUCUCAAAUCUUGCCCGAUGAAGCUUUUCAAGGCGGGAAAAUACAACAGAGGCCCUCACAUGAUGGGCUACAAUUCGCUCGAAUUGAGUUUCUGGCCCAAAAGCGCAGUUUUCAUCGGAUUCCGGAACAUAUUGGAAAGAACAUUGAACGUGACAUAUCAACCGGACGAUCCUUUUUUCAAACAUCUUCAAACGCAGCCUGUCGGUCGUUUGAUAAAAAAAAUAGCACCGACGAUACGAAACAUUCUUGACGUUUCAUCGGAUUUUGUGUUCGCCGCUGGAAUAGACACAAAGCAACGUUUGAUGUCAAAAAAUAAUAAAUUUCCAAUAUACUAUUAUUAUUCGAACUAUUCGGGUGGAUUAAUAAAAACUGCGAAUGAAAUUUUUGGCUUUGAUGGUGUAGGGCACGCGGAAGAUUUGCCGUUCCUCUUCAACUUUUCUCUGCUGAAUAUUUCAUUCCUAGACACGGGUGUCAACAAGAUGAUCGACACGUACACCGGCUUGUGGACUAAUUUCGCCAAAUACAACAAUCCAACGCCGACGAACGAGACUCUGGGAAUGUUGUGGCCUCCGUCGGGGGUAAAAGGACGACUUCUGCAAAUCGAUCUACCACCGAAGCUGAAGCCCCGACGCGUCACCAAAAUCGUGGCACGCGCCCAGUCUCGCGGAUUGGAAAAAUUACCACUGCUGAACGAUUGCGGAUUCAACGACGAGUUGCACUGAGUCACACAGAUCCGUUCUUUAUAGAAUAUAUGGAAGUCGGACAAGCGAUCGCGCGCAGUCGAUGUCGCGGCAGAAAAAAAUGUUAUCGCUGCUCGAUCGCUGCGCACUUCGUAUUGUUUUCUUAGUGGUUUGACUUGUAUUUGAAUUAAAUGAAAAAUACAUAGUGGAAAGUUCGUUGCCCAGCUCAUAAGCUUGUAAAUUUUUAUG
Messenger RNA from Trichogramma pretiosum, 1965 nucleotides. RefSeq names its product juvenile hormone esterase-like. The record is from RefSeq and is a predicted model, not a curated record. The transcript has 10 exons. NCBI's taxonomy places the organism in Eukaryota, Metazoa, Arthropoda, Insecta, Hymenoptera, Trichogrammatidae. The coding region runs from base 73 to 1758 and encodes 561 amino acids.